AUGUCUGUCCUCAGUGUCGACAUCGAGAAGGGCGUGCACGGCGAGCGAGCCGUUGUCGAAUGCGUGACACCGGUCCAGCAGCCCCGAGCUCUCGGUGACCCAGUACCUCUUGGGCUAUGUUCAUUCGCGCUAACAACGUUCGUGCUCUCCCUUAUUAACCUCCAAGUACACGGUGUCACCGUGCCAAACGUUGUCGUUGGCCUCACUCUCUUCUAUGGCGGGGUUGCGCAGUUCUCCUCUGGCCUCUGGGGAUUCGCCGUCGGCAAUACGUUUGCUGGGACGGUAUUCGCGUCAUACGGUACAUUCUGGCUCUCGUAUUCUGCCAUCCUCAUCCCCAAUUUUGGGAUCGCCACAGCCUAUGGCGACAACGUAGCGGAGCUUCACACUGCGAUUUCAUUUUUCCUCUUCGGGUGGUUUAUCCUCACUACGCUCAUGCUCAUCGUCGUCCUUCGUCACUCCGUCGCUUUCAUCUUCGUUUUCACUGUCUUGGAUCUCACGUUCCUCACCCUCGCAGUCGGAGAGUAUCUCAUUAGCACGCCAUGGAUCAAAGCUGGGGGUGUUUGUGGUCUGCUGGCCGCCUUUUCUGCGUGGUAUUGUGCACUCAGCCUUCUCCUCAACAAAGAGAACUCGUACUUUCAGCUUCCACUUGUCCUACUCACUUGA
Serendipita indica DSM 11827 is the source of this 663-nucleotide messenger RNA. The record is from the annotation of a GenBank genome assembly. NCBI's taxonomy places the organism in Eukaryota, Fungi, Basidiomycota, Agaricomycetes, Sebacinales, Serendipitaceae.